This is a messenger RNA of Dictyostelium purpureum, 1653 nucleotides long. RefSeq lists its product as uncharacterized. The record is from RefSeq and is a predicted model, not a curated record. The transcript has a single exon. Lineage: Eukaryota; Evosea; Eumycetozoa; Dictyosteliales; Dictyosteliaceae. The coding region runs from base 1 to 1653 and encodes 550 amino acids.
AUGCACAUAUUACCAGGUUAUAUUCACAUCUACAUAUUAGAGACUUUAUUUAAUUAUAAAUACAAUCAAAGCCAACUAAUAGAUAGUUUUAAUUAUGACGAUAAUAAUUUUUCAUCAACACAAAAUAAUGAAACAAUUUUAAUUAGUUUAGUUUCAAAAUCAUGGUUCAGUUAUUGCAGCAAAAUUAUUACAAAUUUAUUAAAACAAUCAAAUCAUUUAAGACUCUACCAAUUUAUAAAAGAUAAUCGAUAUAAUAUAAAUAAUUAUAGUAAUAAUGAAAAUAAUAGUUAUAAUAAUGGUUAUAAUAAAGAUAAUAUUAAUAAUUUACAAAGUUGGAAAUUAAUAAAAAAAGUAACAUAUAUAAGAAUCUCUUAUGAUGAAUUAAAAUAUUUAAAGGGAAAUAAAGAUAGUUUUAAUAAUAUAAGAAUAAAAGUUGAUAAUUUAGAUUUAGAUAAUAAACAAAUUACCGAGAUGAAAAGUUUAAAUCAAGAAAUCAAAGGAAUUAAAGAAAUAAAGGAAUUAGAGCAAAUAAAAUAUCCACACAAUUUCGAGUUUCAAAUAAAUAUUGGUGACCAUUAUAACUCAUUUAAUGAAAGCUUUAGCAACAAUCAAAAUAAUAAUUUAAGUUUAAAUCUAUAUGGAAUUUCUGUACCUUUAUUAGAAUUAAUGAAACUAAAGCCAAGAAGAGUUCAAUAUCAGCCAAAUGAAUACGCCAUAGAUACCUAUAUUCACAGGAGUUAUACCUGUUUUUUUAAAUCAGAGUGUCUCGAAGAACUUCAUAUAUCGAGAUCAGAUCAUGUAAAUCCAUUUGAUAUUUCAACCAUCAAUAACGAAUCAACAAGAUUAAAAUCAGUUUCAAUUUCAAUUUUAUUUCAUUCAAUUAUUAAAGGUUUAAAUGACUAUAAUAAAAUAAUAAAAAGCGAUAUCAAUCAUUAUGAUAAUAGUAAAUCAAAUAUAGCUAUGAGGUAUUUAAAGAACGAAUGUAAUGAAAGAUAUAGAGGCAUUAAACUUAUAAACUCUGUUAAAGAAGAUUGGGACCAAAUGGUUGCAACUUUAUCAAUUAAUUCAACUAUAAAAGAGUUACACCUUAAUAAUUUCAAAUGCAUACGGGCUUGCCAUUUUCAAGAUGUAUCUGUAGUCACUCUUGGUCUUGGGCAAAUAUUUUCAAGUCCAUUCACAUCAAUAGAAACAUUAAAGUUAGAAAAUUUUGACUUUAUCGACCCAAUACUACUUUCAGGUUUAUCUCAGAGUAAAACAAUUAAAAAUCUAUCAAUUAUUUUAGAUUCAAGCCACAAAAAAAGUUUUCAAAAAGUAUCAUUAAUCUUUGAAAAAUAUUUAAUACUGGACAUCUCUUUAAGAAAUUUAGAAAUUAUUUCAAAUUUAUCACUUUGUGAUUUUAUAUCAAUUUUUCAAGAAUAUCAAAAUAAUUUAGCUUUGUAUUCAAUUUCAAUUUUUUUAGAUAAUUACAUAAAAAAUGAAAUUUUAAUUUUUAAAAAUAAUAUAUUAUCUUCACAAUUAAAUAUUAUAGAAUUUAUAUUUUAUAACAAUAAUAAUAAUUAUUUUAGUUUUAUAAAUAAUAAUAAUAAUAACAUUUUUGGAAAUAAACAAACCACACCAUCACAUCAAUUCUUAAAUAGUAGUUUAGAUAUUUAA